Molecule: messenger RNA, 630 nt
Organism: Striga asiatica
Lineage: Eukaryota; Viridiplantae; Streptophyta; Magnoliopsida; Lamiales; Orobanchaceae
Source: the annotation of a GenBank genome assembly
AUGUUCGCUCGACUGGCAACUGGUCAAAGGAUGAGGAUGGUCAACACCCCCGUCCUUGCGAUAGCAGGCACCACACACAUCGUAAUCUGGGCAGGUGUCACAGCGCCACCCCUGGCCAGCCUCUAUGUCCAGGUGGCACACAGCGCACGUAGUCACAAAUGCUGGGGCCGUGGGGUUGUGAAGAUGGUACAAUACCAUCAUCGACGAGUGCUUGGCUCGCCGGAGGGUGUCAUACUGGUAGUGGUUGCCUUGACACAGGCUGAGGAACGCCUGUCUCGUGUCAAAGAAUUCACUCUCUACGACCUCGUUGUCCUUGGUGUCAUUAGGGAUUCCAGAUAUUUCCACCUUUUCUCGAGAAUUUGCAUCUUUUUAGGUUUUUCUUGGACUUACGGAAUAAAGUGUGUGCUUGUCCUUGUGGUUAAUGGGAUACCCAUCGAGUUCCAGCAACCAUUAGAAUACAGCAGUGUGAGCACGAGUGUUUUGAUAGAUGAUGUCUUCAGCAGCACCUGGCCAGUAAUCUCCAUCAAAGUAUGGCAACCGUGCUGCAGUUACCUUUGCUUUACAUUCACCGGUAGAGACAAAGAAAUGCUCGUAAAGAUUAGUCAGCUCAACUACAAUACUUUCUUUUGA